This is a messenger RNA of Capsella rubella, 1150 nucleotides long. Its product is annotated as ras-related protein RABC2a. Gene Ontology annotation, molecular function: GTPase activity; GTP binding. The transcript has 6 exons. Bases 306 to 938 code for a protein of 210 amino acids. Lineage: Eukaryota; Viridiplantae; Streptophyta; Magnoliopsida; Brassicales; Brassicaceae. The record is from RefSeq and is a predicted model, not a curated record.
UUAUUUUAAUCUUAACAUCCAUACACAGGAAAAUUAAAAAAGUUCUCCCUUUUUUCUUCUUUAGAUUGCUACUUAUAAAGUAUAGAAAGCAAUGUGCAGAUAGAUGUAAUUAUCAACGAGGAAGCAUCAUCAUCAUUAUCAUUAUCAUCAUUACAGAGCUUAAUAGAUUCAUUUUUAUUUCCUAAAAGUUUGCUUCUUUAUAGUAGUUGGUGGUGUUUAAGUAGGAUUUCAUUUGCUCUUCUAGAAUUACAGAUCGACAAAAACAGUUGAGGGGGAAGAGAUUAAGCAAAUCUGGGUUUUAGAAAAUGGGAUCUUCUUCUGGGCUAAGUGGAUACGAUCUGUCGUUUAAGAUCUUGUUGAUUGGUGACUCUGGUGUUGGUAAAAGCAGUUUGCUUGUGAGCUUCAUUUCCAGCUCCGUUGAAGAUCUUGCUCCUACUAUUGGUGUUGAUUUCAAGAUCAAACAAUUGACAGUAGGAGGCAAAAGACUGAAACUCACAAUAUGGGACACAGCUGGACAGGAGCGGUUUAGAACACUGACGAGCUCUUAUUACAGAGGCGCACAAGGAAUUAUUCUCGUUUAUGAUGUGACCAGAAGGGAGACAUUUACAAAUUUAGUAGAUGUGUGGGGUAAGGAGAUUGAGCUUUACUCCACUAACCAAGAAUGUGUUCGGAUGCUUGUUGGGAACAAAGUCGAUAGAGAAUCUGAGAGAGGAGUAAGCAGAGAAGAAGGAAUUGCUCUAGCAAAAGAACUCAACUGCAUGUUUCUUGAGUGUAGUGCUAGAACUCGUCAAAACGUGGAGCAGUGUUUUGAAGAGCUGGCGUUGAAGAUAAUGGAUGUACCUAGUCUAUUGGAAGAAGGAUCAAGUGCUGUGAAAAGAAACAUCUUGAAGCAGAAACCUGAACACCAGACCAGACCUCAAGCUGGCUGUUGCAGCUAGUGAGACAAGUCGAUGUUGCAUAUAAAAACUUAAUCGUUCUGUUGUGUAUCCCAAAACUGAAUCUGAUUCUUUUCUCUGCAGUUGCCUCUUUUGUGUGUAGAACAUAAUGUAGCUUCAAUGUAAAUUUGUGGGAUUACUUGUGUUCUUCUUUUGCUUCUGAAAUGAGAUUUGUAAUAAUAUCAUAAUAGAAUAAAACCCCAUCCAAUGUUUUA